This is a messenger RNA of Sparassis crispa, 1578 nucleotides long. RefSeq lists its product as hypothetical. Gene Ontology annotation, molecular function: RNA binding. NCBI's taxonomy places the organism in Eukaryota, Fungi, Basidiomycota, Agaricomycetes, Polyporales, Sparassidaceae. The transcript has 4 exons. Bases 1 to 1578 code for a protein of 525 amino acids. The record is from RefSeq and is a predicted model, not a curated record.
AUGGAUGAACCGAUCGUCAAACGACUCCAUGUUUCUGGGCUCACACCCGCCAUCACACCCGCCGACCUCACACAGCGUUUAUCGUCGUUCGGGGCCGUUAAGGCCGUGGAUGGUUUCGGUGUGUUGGAUGCCGUUGGCCUGCCUCGCAAAUUCGGCUACGUGACUCUGGAGACGACAAAGCCCAAGCUAGCUAGAUGUAUGAAUACACUCAGUGGUGUCACCUGGAAAGGCACGAAGUUGCGCAUCGGUGAGGCGAAACUAGACUUCCGCGAGAGAAUCCUGAAGGAGAACGAGACCCUCAAGCGUGCGGCGUCAGACUCGCCUGCGGGACCUCCCCACAAGCGUCGCCGCCUGCCGCGUGGCGUGCAUGGUGUUCAUGCGCAAGACAUGUCCCUCGUCACUCCAGGGAAUGCAGCGUCUCGCCCAGGCUGGCGAGUUACAUCCCUCGGCCGGCUCAUCCGGCCCAUCAGAAUGCGGCCAGAGCAUCCCCUACCGGACCAACUACCUAAAAUAGUGUCUGCAGAGAAAGGUAGAAAACCGCAGAAGGAACGGACACAGAAGAAACGCGUGAAGAACCCGCCGACGCGCGCAAGGAGGCGUACAAUUGAUCCGACGAAGUGGGGUUCGCUGCACCUCAAGGGCGUGUUCCUAGACACUGGGGCGACCCUCGACGUAGGGCAGCGGCCCCCAGCUCUACGUGAGACCGAACGAGGACUGGAAGAGAGCAGCAAUGAUGAGGAGAGUGAUGAUGAUGAUGAUGAAACAGACAGUGGGGAUGAGGUGAUGGGUGCUGAAGAGUAUCCACCGAGCCUUCUGCAGGAAGCAACUCUAUCGCCACCCUUCUCUCCGAAGCCCGCAGCACAAAAGACGCGCGCAAAUGUGGGAGAUGAAAACGAUUUGGUGCAAGAAACGAAGAAGUCGCUCGGGUUACUCCAGGUGCUUUUCGGUGGCCGAGGAGACGACGAAUGGGGCGAUCAGGAAAGUGUCGAUUCUGAUGGCGAUCUAGAUGACCAUGCCCGCCCUGCGGACAUGCAAGCUGAAGACAUUGAGGAAAACCACAUGCAUGUGGACAAGGCAGUUUCAUUCCGUGUAGAACGCGUGCAACCGCACGAAGAACUGCCUACUCCUGUGUCAGCGCAGAGUGCGAAGCUUAAAGAUCUGUUCGCGCCUCGCGAAGAAGAUGCCGGCUUCUCGCUACUGGGUCAUCUCGACCUCGAUCUCGAGCUGGAUGACGAAGUCGAUCUGCAGCUCACUGCAGAACCACAAGCACGGCCAGUUCCCCAACCUGUUGCGACCGUGUCACCAGCUGCUGGGGCGCAGUCCGUGUUCGAUACCAGGCGACCGCUCUUCUUCCCUUUCCCGCUGGACGAGCGCGAUCGUGCCCGAGGGCGGACAGGCGACGCGUUUGACGCGACGAAUUGGCGCACGUGGUUUUACCGCACCGAUUCGGCGGAAGAAAUCCACAAACGGUGGGAAGAGACGCGUGGAGAGCUCACGAGCGGGUGGAAGAGACGCCACAGAGAAGCGGUGAAGAGCCGAAGAAGGAGGGGAGGUGGUGCGGAAGACGGGGACGCCUGA